This is a messenger RNA of Colias croceus (clouded yellow), 1419 nucleotides long. RefSeq names its product pancreatic lipase-related protein 2-like. Lineage: Eukaryota; Metazoa; Arthropoda; Insecta; Lepidoptera; Pieridae. The transcript is spliced from 5 exons. Bases 341 to 1384 code for a protein of 347 amino acids. The record is from RefSeq and is a predicted model, not a curated record. Gene Ontology annotation, biological process: lipid metabolic process. Gene Ontology annotation, molecular function: lipase activity.
AACAUCUCAGCAAUAAACAUGUUAAUAUUUUGAGACAAUAAUUUUUUACAAACACAUUAUUCCCUAAGUUUUCUUCUUUUCUCUGCUACUUACUCUAGAGGAGCUGAACCCGUUGACCAAAGAAGGUCUACAAAUGGUCUAUUGAAUAAUGGUAUGAAAAAAAUAAUGUAAAACUAAAAACAUAAAACGUCUUUGACUCACGCUUUGCUAUACAUACUGAAGUGGCUCAUUAAGUGAUAAAUGUGAAAAAUUUGUGUGGAGGUAUAUUAGAUGGAAGUUAGAUGGAAUAUCCGCCAGACAUAAAUAGUUUUACAAUGAAAAAUUCUAAAGCCAUUCUAAAAUGUCGGAAUUAAAAACAGUAUUAAAUUCAAGAGUAUUUAUAUUCACAACUUUCCUUGUAGUGAUAUGGGUAAGUGGGACAUCUGAGGAUUAUGGAUCAGGCUACGGUGAUGAAUGGUUGUACUAUUUCGAUGAUAAUGGCGUCCGUCACAUCAUGAAUUUUUCAACGAUACCUAAAUCUACGCACGGCAUGAGCUUCGGUGAAAUAUACUUUCAUUUAUAUACUAGGGAAACUAUUGACAAAGCCGAAUUGAUAACUUUACCAAAAAAUGAUGAUUCUAUAAAGAGUUUUUAUUUUAAUAAGUCCAACGAUAUCAAGCUUCUCACCCACGGCUGGCUCUCGUCGGACCGAGUACACUGGUUGCAACAAAUGAAAGAUUCAUUCCUGCGAGAGCAUAAUUUGAACGUAAUUACGGUCGACUGGAAUGAAAUAUCUCGAAACACAUUUUACCCAUGGCCAGCUCUCAGCACGCGAUACGUUGGGAAAAAAAUAGCAAAAUUUAUCGAAGCCAUGCAGACGUCAUAUCGUAUAGGAACUAAAGAAUGGCACCUUAUAGGUCACAGUUUAGGAGCACAUGUCAUGGGUUACGCGGGCAUGUUUUCUAAUGGAUCCUUAUCAAGGAUAACAGGUUUAGAUCCUGCGAGACCAUUAUUUGAGCUCCCUCAAAUGCCGGACAUAUAUUGUUUAAAUAAGGAGGAUGCUGAAUUUGUUGAUAUCAUACAUACGGCCGGUGGAACCUAUGGUUAUGCCGCAAGCCACGGUCAUGCUGAUUUCUUUCCUAACAAAGGAACACCGAAUCAACCGGGAUGCCAAACUUCAGGUACUUGUAGCCAUGGCAGAGCGUGUGAAUAUUUCGAUGAAUCUAUUUCAUAUACAGCUGAAAAAGGUUUCAUCGCUUAUUUAUGUAAGAGCUGGGAAGAAUUUUCAAAUGGAAAUUGUAAAAACGAAUUUUCUAGUAUGGGAUAUCCAGCAUCAAGCAACAGCAGAGGAAACUAUUAUCUUAGAACAAAAAAUGAAUCAAAAUACGCAGAAAUAGAUGAUUAAGUGUAGGAUUAUUGAAAUAAAAUACGUUCAUUUCA